AAGCCAUAUAGGCGAGUGACGUCAGGCCGUUUGUUGUCAUUGGCGGCUCCCAAGAUGGCGUCCAUCGUGGAAGGGCCGCUGAGCAAAUGGACUAACGUGAUGAAGGGCUGGCAGUACCGUUGGUUCGUGCUGGACUACAACGCUGGACUGCUUUCCUACUACACGUCCAAGGACAAGAUGAUGAGAGGCUCUCGCAGAGGAUGUGUUAGACUCAGAGGAGCUGUGAUUGGUAUAGACGAUGAGGACGACAGCACCUUCACAAUAACUGUUGAUCAGAAAACCUUCCAUUUCCAGGCUCGUGAUGCAGAUGAGCGAGAGAAGUGGAUCCAUGCCUUAGAAGAAACAAUUCUUCGGCAUACUCUCCAGCUUCAAAUCAGUACUACACUUGCUUUUUUCCAGUCUUCUGGUAUCUCUCCAGUUCUUGAAUUUUCAAAAAUAAUUGGUUUGGAUUCAGGGUUUGUUCCUACUGUCCAAGACUUUGAUAAAAAACUUACAGAGGCUGAUGCUUACCUACAAAUCUUGAUAGAACAAUUAAAGCUUUUUGAUGACAAGCUUCAAAGCUGCAAAGAUGAUGAACAGAGAAAGAAAGUUGAAACUCUCAAAGAGACAACAAAUAGCAUGGUAGAAUCAAUUAAACACUGCAUUGUGUUGCUGCAGAUUGCUAAAGACCAGAGUAAUGCGGAGAAGCACGCAGAUGGAAUUAUAAGUACUAUUAAUCCUGUAGAUGCAAUAUAUCAGCCUAGUCCCUUGGAACCAGUGAUCAGCACAAUGCCUUCCCAGACUGUCUUACCUCCAGAACCUGCUCAGUUGUGUAAGUCAGAGCAGCGUCCAUCUUCCCUACCAGUUGGACCUGUAUUAGCUACUUUGGGACAUCAUCAAACUCCAACACCAAACAGUACAGGUAGUGGGCAUUCACCACCUAGUAGCAGUCUCACUUCUCCAAGCCAUGUCAACUUGUCUCCAAAUACAGUCCCAGAGUUCUCUUAUUCUAGCAGUGAAGAUGAAUUCUAUGAUGCUGACGAAUUCCACCAAAGUGGCUCAUCCCCAAAGCGCUUGAUAGAUUCUUCUGGAUCUGCCUCUGUCUUGACACACAGCAGCUCAGGAAAUAGUAUGAAGCGUCCAGAUACCACAGAAUCACUUAAUUCCUCCAUGUCUAAUGGAACAAGUGAUGCAGACCUUUUUGAUUCGCAUGACGAUAGAGAUGAUGACGGAGAGGCAGGGUCAGUGGAGGAGCACAAGAGUGUUAUCAUGCACCUCUUGUCACAGGUUAGGCUCGGAAUGGAUCUAACUAAGGUAGUUCUUCCAACAUUCAUUCUUGAAAGAAGAUCUCUUUUAGAAAUGUAUGCGGACUUUUUUGCACAUCCGGACCUAUUUGUGAGCAUCAGUGACCAGAAGGAGCCUCGAGAGCGAAUGGUUCAGGUUGUGAAAUGGUACCUCUCAGCCUUUCACGCAGGAAGGAAAGGAUCAGUUGCCAAAAAGCCAUACAACCCCAUUCUGGGCGAGAUCUUUCAGUGUCACUGGACACUACCAAAUGAUACUGAGGAGAACGCAGAGCUAGUUUCCGAAGGACCAGUUCCCUGGGUUUCCAAAAACAGUGUAACGUUCGUGGCUGAACAGGUUUCCCAUCAUCCACCCAUUUCAGCCUUUUAUGCUGAGUGUUUUAACAAGAAGAUCCAAUUCAAUGCUCAUAUCUGGACCAAAUCAAAAUUCCUUGGGAUGUCGAUUGGUGUGCACAACAUAGGGCAGGGCUGUGUUUCGUGUCUGGACUACGAUGAACAUUACAUCCUCACGUUUCCCAAUGGUUACGGAAGGUCUAUCCUCACGGUGCCCUGGGUGGAAUUGGGAGGAGAAUGCAACAUUAAUUGUUCCAAAACGGGCUACAGUGCAAAUAUCGUCUUCCACACUAAACCUUUCUAUGGGGGCAAGAAACACAGAAUCACUGCAGAGAUCUUUUCUCCAAAUGACAAGAAGUCUUUUUGUUCCAUUGAAGGAGAGUGGAAUGGUGUAAUGUAUGCAAAAUACGCAACGGGGGAAAACACAGUCUUUGUAGAUACAAAGAAGUUGCCUAUAAUCAAGAAGAAAGUAAGGAAGUUGGAAGAUCAGAAUGAGUAUGAGUCUCGCUGUCUUUGGAAGGAUGUCACUUUCAAUCUAAAAAUCAGAGACAUUGAUGCAGCCACUGAAGCAAAGCACAGACUUGAAGAAAGACAAAGAGCAGAAGCCCGAGAAAGGAAGGAGAAGGAAAUUCAGUGGGAGACAAGGUUGUUUCAUGAAGAUGGAGAAUGUUGGGUUUAUGAUGAGCCACUGCUGAAACGUCUUGGUGCUGCCAAGCAUUAGGUUGGGAAACACAGAGUUCACCCCAGUGACCAGGACAGCAGGUGCCAUCAGGCAGAGUCUUUCUGCGGGAGAACCUCGGCGCUCCCUGCGUGUCGCCGUGGCCCCUAUCUCAGGGAUACUGGACUUGCCGACGCAGAGGAACAAUUGCAGCAGGAAAAGUCUCCCUUUCUUCCUGUGUGGCAGUUACAAUUUUGACUUCAGUCCUGAGAAAAACUUUAGGUUUUGAAAACAAGAUGUCUGCUUGUUUUCAAAACCUUGUGCUCUGAACAGCAUUUAUAAAUCCAAGUUCAAGCUCGCCACGCUAGUAUUGCUAUUCAGAUAUACAAGCUGUUUCCUAGUUCAUGUAAUCUUGGAUUCUCUAUAUAUAUAUACGUAUAUAUAAAUACAAAUAUACUUGAGAUUUUUUUCAUAAAUACUCCAUCUACUGUAAAUAUUGGUUCCUCAGAGAUGUUUUAGAAAACUAGCUCAAUGUACUUAAAAUCAAGUGUUAAGGAAAUUUCAUGGUUUCACCUACAAUAACUUUUAUUUUGGAAUUGAACUAAGUUGUAUCUAACGCUGGAUUACAGUUUAAUUAUACUCAGUGCUUCCUACAGCUUCAUAAAAUAAUUUUUCCAAUCUUUUUCAA
Molecule: messenger RNA, 2959 nt
Organism: Oryctolagus cuniculus (rabbit)
Lineage: Eukaryota; Metazoa; Chordata; Mammalia; Lagomorpha; Leporidae
Gene: OSBPL9
Product: oxysterol binding protein like 9
Cellular component (GO): Golgi apparatus; membrane; cytosol
Molecular function (GO): sterol binding
Source: RefSeq, a predicted model, not a curated record